CCACACGUCCAUCCCCGAUCGCCGAUGCAGGGCCCCGCCGACUUUGCGCCGUUUGCCUUCGCAGGGAACCCGUACCAGCAGGCGCCGCCUGCGCAGAACACGCUCCACGGCGGCGGCGCGGACCCGAACGCGCCCGAGCUCUUCCGCGCGAACGUGCAGAUCGUCCACGCCGAGGUGCUCCGCGUGCAGGAGCUCGCGAAGCGCGCAAUGGACGGCGUACGGAACGCGUAUUCGCCGGGCCGCACGCCCGCGCAGACCGACGCUGAUCUGGCCGCGCUGAAGCAGGCGCUGGAGCACCUGGCUGCGUUGAUGCGGCAGAGCGGCGUCGGCGGGCUCCCGCUGCUCCCGAACGCGACCGCCGCCCCGCCGUCCGAGGACGCGCUGCUCGGCCUCACGACACGCACCCUCGCCGAGCUGUACGAGCGCCACAAGCGCAUGCAGGAGGGCGCACACGUCGUCGCCAACCGUCUCGGCCACCAUGUCCCCGCGCAGAGCCAGAGCCAAAGCACUACGAGUAGUCAGAGCCAGGGCCACAGUCAGAGUCAAGGACGGAAGUAG
Messenger RNA from Mycena indigotica, 558 nucleotides. RefSeq names its product FAD-binding-3 domain-containing protein. Bases 25 to 558 code for a protein of 177 amino acids. The record is from RefSeq and is a predicted model, not a curated record. The transcript has 3 exons. Lineage: Eukaryota; Fungi; Basidiomycota; Agaricomycetes; Agaricales; Mycenaceae.